Molecule: messenger RNA, 840 nt
Organism: Symbiodinium necroappetens
Lineage: Eukaryota; Dinophyceae; Suessiales; Symbiodiniaceae
Source: the annotation of a GenBank genome assembly
GAUAAACCCUGCAAUUUUCGCUGUCGCGGCACCGGGGCGCCGGGUCGGCGCAGCCUGCGAUCUGCAGAGACGUCGGGAACUGGUAUAGAGAUGGCGAGCCCAUCUCGCGAGGACAGCUCGGAUACUGAAACAGGCGGCACACCCGGGCCAGGCAGCGAGGAAUGGCCAGACGAUGCAUUGCAGGGCCGCAACAAUCGCGAUUGGUGCCGCUUCUGGGUUUGGGCGUUUUUGACGGCGCAGCUCCACCCAACACCUGGCCGCAACCACAAACCGGCACUGGUCCUUUGGAUCUGUGCCAGCAUGUACCAGCUCAUCAUGGCCUGCGCCGUAGUCUUCCUUUUGGUCCUGGACAGCACGACCCAGGUCACUGUGACUACAGACGCUUACUGGUGGUGUGAGCUUGUGCUGACAUUCGUUUGGAGUAUAGAAUAUCUGCUCCGCCUCUGGAGCUGCGUGGAGAAUUCGGCGAUCGUGCCCGCCUCCGACCUUCGCCGCUGCGGUGUGAGGGUCAAGGCCGCUCUCCACCCACUGAUGCUGGUGGACCUCGUGUCUCUGGCGUCUCUGGUGAUCGAUCUACAGAUCGAUUCUAAUCAGCUGCGUGGCUUCGGUGCCCUUCGCAUGCUCAGAGUCUUCACCUUGCUUCGCCUGGAGCGGGACUGGAGAAUCUGCAAUCCUUUGAUACAAGUGCUGGUGAAAGAGUCGAAGCUUUUGGGCGGUGCCGUCGCCAUCGCCCUUACACUGCUUGUUUGUGUGUCGGACAGAUCGAAGCUGCUCGUACAUGGCCGAGAUAUUGCCUAUGCAGGGACUCUCCGACGCGCAAUGAGGUCAGUCAAGGUUUAA